CCCCACUCACAGUUUGCAGUGAUGCCCUGGAGAAGUCAGGAGUGAGAGGUCCAGAACCGCUGAAGAAUCUGUAGACAAUGAAGUGUAGAAGUCUCCUGGAGACAAGAGAGCAGAGGACAGGUCUUCUAGAGAUGUAGACAAUAGACAUGGUUUUCCGGAUGUUGGUCAAGGAGACGUGAGGUGCAAAGGCAGAAAGGAACGACAUGCCCUAUAGCGCGUGGGUCUAGGCUGGGUCUUUAGGGUGCAGAAGGGGCUUUGGCUGGCUCCAUAUCCAGCCUCUCUAUGCUCCUCAAAGGGAAAUCAGCAGAAGGAGCAAUCAAGAGGAGGAAAUACACUCUCUCACGGCUGCCUGGCAAGAAGUGGAGGUGGCAUCUGUCUGCGGUGAAGUUACACAGCUCUUCGUCUGAGGUCUGUAAGAUGCACUGUGGCUGCGUGUCUGAGGGGGUCCCCAGCUCCUACUGGAUCUCAGGGCUGGCUUUCCCAGACUGGGCAUACAAGGCAGAAUCCAGCCCCGGCUCCCGUCAGAUCCAGCUCUGGCACUUCAUCCUGGAGCUGCUGCAGAAGGAGGAAUUCCGCCAUGUCAUCGCCUGGCAGCAGGGCGAGUAUGGGGAGUUUGUGAUCAAGGACCCUGACGAGGUUGCGCGUCUGUGGGGCAGGAGGAAAUGCAAACCGCAAAUGAACUACGACAAGCUGAGCCGGGCCCUCAGGUAUUAUUACAACAAGCGCAUCCUGCACAAGAGCAAGGGAAAGAGAUUCACCUACAAGUUUAACUUCAGCAAACUCAUCUUCGUCAAUUACCCGCUGUGGGACGCGCGCUAUCCCCCCCCGCCCCUGCGGAUGGGGGCCGCCGGCGUGUGCCGCCCGCCCGGGCUCUCCACCGGCAUGCAGAGCGAGCUCCUGCAGAACAUGAUCUUCACCCGCCAGGCCUUGGCCGACCAGCUGGCCUUCCACAGAGGCCUCAGGGACCCGCUGGACAUGGCGAGCCCAGGGAACAAGAAAGGGACUGCCAGCGGGCCCCAGUUCAGCUCGCUCCCCUCUCCCUGCCUGUUCGGCUCCUGCUGCUGUGGGGGAGUGCAAGACAAGUUCCCCUGCCUGGGCGCCUUCCUGCCAACGAUCCCGCACUCCGGCCUCGGCCCCCACUCCAGCCGUCAGCUCUGCCCCCCUCCCCAGUACCCCCAGCCCAGCUCCCCCGACUGGUCGUGCUUCCCCAGCCACGUCUUCCAGCACGGCUGGUCGGUGCUGCCCCUGGAGGAGAGGGCCCACCCACACAGCCCAUUGGGACCCCCCAGAUCAGAAGCCCUCCGGAAGGGUGUCAGCUUCCCAGCCAUUAGGCUGCAGGGGAGAGCGUUCCCCGGGCUCCCAUUGGGUGCCACGCGGGGCCAUGGGAGCGCGAUGGCCGGAAGGAGGCUGGGGUUCCCGCCGGACCUCUCCCAGCCUAGGGAGGAAGCGGAGGCCUCCUCUGCAGAGAGCUGCCUGGGUGUGAAACCGGAGCUGGAGCUCGAGGGCCGGCCUCAGGCCAAGGGCGCCGGCAGUCUGGAGCCCAGUGGGGGAGGUGAAGGUCUGCCUUACCCCCCCGAGUUACAAGGCCUCCACCCACCCAGCAUCCCCUGCUUGCCUGGCUUUAAAGCUGGCUGCUCCCUGGAUCCUACCUAAGGCAGGUGGGCAAGAGUUGAGGGGAUGUCAGCUCUUCUCCUCCAGCCCUGAUUCCACUGUCCCAGGGGACCCUGGCAUUCCAGCUAGCAGACCAGAAGCUCCCUCGACCAGCCGGCUCUCCGCAACCCGCCACUCGCCCUGUCUCAGGGCUGAGGAGGUUGAUUUCCAGUGGGGUGCUGGCUGGGACCCCAGAAAACCAGCCACCAGGGUCUGCCAGUGACUCAUCCUCAUUCACCCACCAAUAACCCCUCCAUCCACAACUCCCUGAGGCAGAGCCAGGGAGGUAGGUGCCCCGAGUGUGCAGAGCCCUCUGUCUUCCUCGCCUGGUCUCAGUGCCCCACCCCGGGUAGCCUGAGACAUGCUUCAUUCAUACCUCAAACUUCCCCAGCCUCUGCUCUGCUUCACAACUAAACCUGGGUCCAGCCCAGCCCGGCCACUCUUUGUGAUCAGACACCCUCUCUCCGGGACGGCCCAUCCGGUGCCAGACCCCAGCUCUUCAUUCGCUUUGAAGCUCUCGGCGUGUGUCGGGAUGGCGACCGGAGCUGAUGUGCAAACAGGUUUGGAAUCCCGGGGGAACCCCUGAGGAACACGACAAAGAUCUCAUUUUCCUUGCCAUUUUUUUCUUCCAAAGGUUUAGGUGGGGAAAAAAAGAACAAACAGAUUGUUCAGUGUUUGGCAACAGGAAAAUUUCAGCCAAAAAAUUUCAAAUUUUCAACAACCCCCGCACUCAGUUUAGCCCAAGACGUCACCCGCAGAAAUCUCUGCUUUGACUAAAAACUUGGUUUCUGUCGGAAAAAACCUUGAGAAGGGAAUAUGUUGACUGGCUCCAGUACCGCUGCUGCUGGCUCAUCCCCAGGGAUCCCACGUGGGACGUCUGGAUCAAAAACACAAGCCACCCGUGUCAGCAAAAGAAUAAGGCCUGUGAGCUUGGGCUGUAUCUGUCUCAUCAACUUCAUGCAUCAUCCAGCUCCUGGAGGGGGGAAAGCCCUGCAUUGGGUCCGCAUGGGGAGGUUGAAAGUGACCCAGUAUUUCCCAUUAAACACUCAGUUGCCCCCACAGGGUUAUUCUACCCCUUUUUUCUUCUGGUACUCCCCAGCCACCGCCCCACCCAUGCUGGGGACACGUUCUGAAUUGCUCAGGCCCCAGUUCCCUUUGCCUGGCGACACUCUGGAAACCAGAGGGGAGGGGGUGUCUUUCCUCUCGACUUUCCUCCCUCUUGUUCAAACAUUUGUGUGGAGUGUUUGCUAAGUGCCUAGUUGUUGGUCCCCUUUGCCCUGCUGUUGGGUUCCCUCUUAACUCCUCGUCUGCCAGAUCUCAAGUCUGGUCUUGGGCUGCGCUGAAAUCAGGGGAAGGUCAGGGGCGGUCCAGCGCUGAGGCAGGGGUGUUCUGCCUGGGGGGUCCCAGACCAUUCAGCACAACAGGUGUACUCUGGAGGCACCGAGCAUGCAGCAGCUCGGCAGGGAUCUUCUGCCUGGAUAGGCUGCUCCUUCCAGCAUCAGAACAGGUGCAUUCUCUUCGGCUGGAGCCUGGAGGUACACCACCAGCCCAGCCCGAUUUGUCUGUAUAUACAAGUCCCUGUGCCACAUCGCCCUGACGUCUUCCCCGCUCCCCCUGUCCGGCAAUACCCUCGCGCCCCACGGCACAGUUUGUCAGUGAAAUAAACGUGCACGGCCUGUCUAGUCUCACCCCGUCUGUAUAAAAGAUGAAACCAAACCCGGUGAAUAAAGAUUGUUUGUAGACCAGAA
Messenger RNA from Caretta caretta (loggerhead turtle), 3398 nucleotides. RefSeq names its product ETS variant transcription factor 3 like (gene ETV3L). NCBI's taxonomy places the organism in Eukaryota, Metazoa, Chordata, Testudines, Cheloniidae. The record is from RefSeq and is a predicted model, not a curated record. Gene Ontology annotation, molecular function: DNA-binding transcription factor activity, RNA polymerase II-specific; sequence-specific DNA binding. Gene Ontology annotation, biological process: cell differentiation; regulation of transcription by RNA polymerase II. Gene Ontology annotation, cellular component: nucleus.